Messenger RNA from Aspergillus aculeatinus CBS 121060, 752 nucleotides. RefSeq names its product cell wall mannoprotein 1 family protein. The coding region runs from base 68 to 652 and encodes 194 amino acids. The record is from RefSeq and is a predicted model, not a curated record. Lineage: Eukaryota; Fungi; Ascomycota; Eurotiomycetes; Eurotiales; Aspergillaceae. Gene Ontology annotation, cellular component: extracellular region. The transcript has a single exon.
CACCCUUCAAACCAAACCACACCAAACCACACCCACAACUCCCUCAAUCCCCUCCAUCAAAAACAACAUGAAACUCUCCAUCCUCUCCGUCCUAACCAUCAGCCUCGCCGCCGGCGGCACGCUCGCCGCGCCCACCCAAGUCGCAGAGCGCGACCUGCCCACCAUCACCGGCGUGCUUUCGGGGAUCGGCACCAAGGUCGACGCGCUGGGGACGGCCAUCCAAGGCUAUGGCGGCGGCGACGUGGCCAAGGUGCAGCAGGCGUCGGACAACCUGGUGACGGCGAUCAACAGCGGCAACGCGCAGGUCAGCGGCACGGGGACGCUCAGCUCCGGCGACGCGCUGGGCCUCCCGGGCCCCGUCAACGACCUCAAGAACAAGAUCGCCGCCGUCAUCACCGAGCUCGACGGCAAGAAGUCUCUGAUCGUGCAGGCCGGCAAGGGCGCCCAGACCUACAAUGAUCUCACCCAGCAGAAGGCCGCCGCCAAGAAGCUGUCUGACACGAUUGUUUCCAAGGUGCCCCAGGAGCUGCAGGGGUUGGCGGGGACGGUUGCCGGGGGCAUCUCGGAUGCGAUCGAGACGGGCGUGAAGGAUUUUGCGGAUCAGGCGCCCAAGAGUCGGCGUGGGAUUGAGGGGGGCGCUGUUCUGGGUUGAGGAGUUUGAGCGUGCUGGUUACUAAGUUUGUGGGUAGUUGCUGGCCUGGUGCUGUGCAAAGGAGGGAUCUUGGUGGAGGGAUGCUGUGGAUGGAUUGGUU